This is a messenger RNA of Diaporthe citri, 162 nucleotides long. RefSeq lists its product as uncharacterized. Lineage: Eukaryota; Fungi; Ascomycota; Sordariomycetes; Diaporthales; Diaporthaceae. Bases 1 to 162 code for a protein of 53 amino acids. The record is from RefSeq and is a predicted model, not a curated record. The transcript is spliced from 2 exons.
AUGUCUUCCAACCGCGACAGCGAAGUGACAUACCAGGACGAUCUGGAAGAUGCGACGAUGGCGGCUGGCCAGAGCAGAGCGUCAAAGGAGGCUAUGUUGAACGCUGGACAGUCCAGCCGCGAGAGGCGCAAGAACAAGAAGCAAGCAGAGGAACAGAAGUAA